Messenger RNA from Debaryomyces tyrocola, 195 nucleotides. The record is from the annotation of a GenBank genome assembly. Lineage: Eukaryota; Fungi; Ascomycota; Pichiomycetes; Serinales; Debaryomycetaceae.
AUGAAAUUUUCAACAUUAGGAUAUAUAAUAAUUGGAAGCUCAGAACUAGCUCAUGGCUCAUCAUCAUUACCGAUUGGCAAUGAUGAUAAGCCUAGUAAUAAUGACUGUGAAUGGAUGAGCAACUGUACCCAGCUAGCUGAAAUGCAAAAUAAGGCAUGUGGAGCAUAUUACGAUGAUCCCAAGGCCCAAAAUUAA